Molecule: messenger RNA, 2255 nt
Organism: Alexandromys fortis (reed vole)
Lineage: Eukaryota; Metazoa; Chordata; Mammalia; Rodentia; Cricetidae
Gene: Galntl5
Product: polypeptide N-acetylgalactosaminyltransferase like 5
Exons: 9
Coding region: 224-1549 (441 amino acids)
Biological process (GO): spermatid development
Cellular component (GO): Golgi apparatus
Source: RefSeq, a predicted model, not a curated record
GGGGCCUCUGUGGGCUAAGAAUGCCCUGUGUGAUGUCACUGGACUCUGAGAGGCAGUCCGUGGUGGCAAGCUGAACACUCAGAAUGACCCAGCACCAUCUAGAAAAAGUACAUCUUUUCAUCAUUCACAGACCCGAUUUCACUGAUGACCACUUGGCAAAUGACUUGCUGUCAAAGCUGCCAGAGUGGGAACCUCAUUAACAGGACAACUGGAAUUUAAAAAUAUGAACUCCACAAUGAAGAACAUCAUAGCUCAGUGUGUCGUCUGUGGAUCCCUGGCCAUCGGGCUCUGGACAGCUCUGUUAAUUGCCUAUUUCCACUACGAUCAAGAGAACGAACAGCUGAGGAAAACCCAGGAACUCAUAAGGGCUAAUUCAGUUAGAAAAAAUGUGCGCCAGCAAAACCAUGUCUCAAAGAAAACCCCCAAACAGAAUACUUCUAAUGAUACGAUUGACUUUUCAGCCCCAGAAUUUUACAAAGAAUUUCAACAAUAUGGACUUAAUGCUGUUAUCAGCAGAAGACUGGGCAUCAGGAGAGAGGUGCCAGAUUCCAGGGAUAAAAUAUGUCAUCAGAAACACUACCCAGCCUAUCUCCCCGCCGCCAGCAUCAUCAUAUGUUUUUAUAAUGAGGAAUUUAACACCUUGCUCCGGACAGUGUCCAGUGUGAUGAACCUCACCCCACACCGUUUCCUUGAGGAAAUAAUUUUGGUUGAUGACAUGAGUGAAAUUGAUGAUUUGAAAGAAAAAUUGGACUAUCAGCUUGAACUCUUUCGCGGAAAGAUUAAAUUAGUAAGAAACAAAAAGAGAGAGGGUCUCAUUAGGUCAAGGAUGAUCGGCGCCUCCCGUGCUUCAGGAGACAUCCUGGUGUUCUUGGAUAGCCACUGUGAGGUGAAUACAGUCUGGCUCGAGCCCUUGCUGCAUGCCAUUGCUAAGGACCACAAAAUGGUGGUGUGCCCUGUGAUUGAUGUCAUUGAUGACAUGACACUGGACUAUAGAGCAGCACCUAUUGUAAGGGGAGCUUUUGACUGGAACCUGAAUUUUAGAUGGGACAACAUUUUCUCAUAUGAGCUCAACGGCCCAGAAGGACCAAGCAAACCCAUCCGGUCACCUGCAAUGGCAGGAGGAAUUUUUGCUAUAGACAGACAUUAUUUUAAUGAACUCGGACAGUAUGACAAGGACAUGAAUCUUUGGGGAGGAGAAAAUGUGGAACUUUCACUAAGAAUUUGGAUGUGUGGAGGCCAACUCUUGAUACUUCCUUGCUCUCGGGUUGGACAUAUCAGUAAGGCACAGAAUCUCAAUAAGCCUGCACUCGAGAAAGCCUUGUCGUGGAACUUACUGCGAGUGGUUCAUGUCUGGCUGGACGAAUACAAGGACAACUUUUUUUUUCAAAGACCUUCUUUGAAAUAUGCAUCCUAUGGAAACAUCAGCGAGCGUGUUGAAUUAAGGAAACGACUGGGUUGCAAGUCAUUCCAGUGGUAUUUGGAUAACAUCUUUCCCGAGCUGGAGCCAUUUAUACACACUGAUAAAAAGAAACGAAACAAUUUUCUUUAAUGAAGGGUGAACAAGUCCCCUCGCUCUUCAACAUAUUGGCACCACAGGACAAAUGUGGAACACCAUGGAGCUGUGUGAAAUACAAUGAGAAAUACAAUCAGAGUGGCCAGUCUCUCGAGUGCCUUUCUUCACCUCUAAUGACAGUUCCCCCUUUGUUGCCCAUCUGCCAUCGAAGUUCUGGGGAGAAGGACCUUUACAAUAGAAACGUAAGCUCUCUCAUGGUUAGGUUGCUGGUAUAUGAUUGACCCAGAUAAAAUAUAUUGAUGAUGAUUAUCUGACCACUUCACUUGGCUGUGAUGGUCCACAGGCGUCUGCUCUGCUCUUGAGGAACUUCACCAGUCUCAUGGGCUGGCAUGAUUGCCUUAGGAAAAUGUUCACAGAGAGCCAUGACUGAUGUACAGUGGCUGAGUUGGAUCAAACUCCUUUCUUGUAGCCAGUGUAGAGUCUGGGGCUGCCGCCUGCUUGUUUGGGUUCCUAAGAGUGAUGUCCAAAUCACGUAGGCUUAAGUUCUCCAGGCAGGUUCCUCAUAUGUUCCUGAUGGCUGCUCUGUCCCGAGUCACUCUUCUUUUCUGCAUCUUUCAUGUCUGUCCUCAGUCCUGUGACCUACAGCUUUCUGGGUGCUUCUUGGAUUAUGUAUGCUCUAACCAACUCUUUUUUUUUAAUAUUUUUUUAAGAUUUUAUUUAUUUAUUAUGUAUACAACAUUCU